UAUGUCAUAAUGUCUAAUCUCUUACUCAGUUUCCACCGAUCAGAAUGGCUGGACGUCUUUCACUUGCGGUUGCUGUGUCCGUGUUGUGCUCCGUGGUGUCCAGUAUGCCUUUACAAAUCACCCAAAGCACGUGCGAGACUCUGCUUCCCCAGGGGCUCACCGGCAACCCGCAGACGGCUGAGGCUCCCUACCUCCUAAUGGUGCCCAAGGAAACGAUUCCGGCCGGCUCACAGAUCAAUGUGAUCUUGACCGGUUUCGACCCCAACGUGAUGUUUGAAGCAUUCUUCAUCGAGGCUUUCAACGCCGAAGGACAGCCCAUCGGGUCUUUCGUCAACGCCCCCAGGACGAUCGUCUGCGGAUCUGCGACUGCAGCUUAUAAAGUAGACAGCGGUCCGAGGGCUGUCGAGAUGAUGACCUGGGAGGCUCCUGUCGACAUGACGGGAACUGUUACCUUCAGGGCUACUGUCGUUAUGAAUGACGAAUUUUACUGGAAUGAUGUGGCUGCUGAGGCGAUGUUGGGCUAAUGAUACCUGGAAAAUUGAAGCAAAAACUCUGAACGGCUAUUCUUUUUGUAUGCUUUCUUUUUUUAUUUCCAUUAUUUUACAUAUUACUUGAGUAACUUCAGUCUUAUUUUUCUAAUCCAUAUCAAUAUAUAAAACAUCAGAUAAAAAAUUAUAGUGUAUUUAUUAUUUAUUGAUAAUAAAAUCUUCAAAUAUU
Molecule: messenger RNA, 717 nt
Organism: Penaeus monodon (black tiger shrimp)
Lineage: Eukaryota; Metazoa; Arthropoda; Malacostraca; Decapoda; Penaeidae
Product: putative defense protein Hdd11-like
Exons: 4
Coding region: 45-524 (159 amino acids)
Molecular function (GO): oxidoreductase activity, acting on metal ions
Source: RefSeq, a predicted model, not a curated record